AUGGGAGGCUGGGUGACCGGAGGAUGGAUCUGUCUAGGUUCUAGGUGUUGUGGGUAUCAAGAGAUCCAUGUUGGCCAGAGACUGAUGGGUACUGCGAUUAUAAAGCUUGGUACUUUCAAAGCUGAGAUUCAGUCAGAGCCGGUGUUGGCUAUGGGUAUGGUGGUGGCGAUAACUGAAAAAGUUAGAGGUGUCCAAUACACUGAGCUUCAUGUGAGCUUUGCGCCUUUCUCUUCUCUUUUCAAGCUUUGA
Molecule: messenger RNA, 249 nt
Organism: Linum trigynum
Lineage: Eukaryota; Viridiplantae; Streptophyta; Magnoliopsida; Malpighiales; Linaceae
Source: the annotation of a GenBank genome assembly